AUGUAUGAUUCAACAUUAAGUAUAAUUGAGAUAGGUGAGUAUAAAAUUACUAGUAACAUUGUUAGUACAAUUGAACCUGUAUUGGAAAAAUUUGGCAUUAGUAAAAGUAACCUAGUAAGUAUCACAACAGAUAACAGUUCGAAUGUUAAGGCAGCUGUUAUACAACUUUCAACUAAAAUUUUACCACCCAAGCCUGUUGUUAAUAUUUUUUAUGCAGCACAUACAUUACAAUUAAAUGUUAAUGCAAACUUAGAUAAAGUAUAUGAUCUAAUUAUAAAAUGUAAAGCAUUAAUUAGACUUUUGAGUGAAAAAAAAAACAUAAACAAUUAUGAGAGACACAAAUUAGUACUGGCAAAAAAAAAAUCAAAAACUAUUGAUGUAAUUCAAGAUUUAGUUAAUGAUCUUAAAAAUUCUACAAAUAUUGAGCAUCAGCAUGAUGGUAGUAAUAUUCAAGAAAAGUUACUUUCUAAUAAUGAGUUUCAAAUUAUACGUGAUCUUGUUGACCUUUUGCAUCUAUUUCACAAAGCUAUAGAGUUUCUUUCUGAUUCUAAUUAUGCUACUUUGAGUAUUAUAGUACCAACAAUAAAAGAGUUAAUUAAUCAUUUGAAUAAUAUAAAUAAUAAAUUUGAUAUUAUAAAUAAAGUGAAAAAUACCAUCCUUAAUAAUUUAAUAAGUUGUUGGUUGUCAUCACCUAAAUAUGAAUUAUAUGCAUCCUUGCUUGAUCCCAG
Molecule: messenger RNA, 728 nt
Organism: Cetraspora pellucida
Lineage: Eukaryota; Fungi; Glomeromycota; Glomeromycetes; Diversisporales; Gigasporaceae
Source: the annotation of a GenBank genome assembly